AUGGAUCUUUCGACCACUACUCCAGCCUUCUUCAGGGAGCCCAAUCCCAUCGAACAGCAAGCUUACCAGUUCCAUGGCGUUCACCCAGCGCUCGACGGCUCGGCUUCACAGUUGCAAGCGCCGUAUGGGCAGUUUAUGACAGACCAAAACCACGUGUUGCAUCCACCCAAUCUGCCUGAAGGAUAUCCCACCCACGCGCCCCAGAAUGCAGGUUAUUUUGGUGAUAUUGGCCAUAUUGGCGAUACCCAAACCAUGCCCGCAACUUCCAUGGGCCCACCCCCCAAGCGUCGAAAGAAAAAGGCCCCGACCCUGCGCGCCGAGGCUUGGGAGCCAUACAAAGCUCGAAUCCUCGAGCUUCAUGUUACGCAGAAGCUAUCACUGGGGAUGGUUAAGAAGAAGAUUGAGGAGGAGUUUGGGUUUACUGCUGAGAUACGUCAGUAUCGAACACGCAUAAGCCAAUGGGGGAAGGACAAGAACAUCAAGCGAGUGGAGAUGGAGGCAAUUGUCAGGAAACAACAACAAAGGAAGCUCGCUGAUAGCGACAAAAGGGAGCUAGCCUUCACGGUCCGAGACAGGACGGUGGAACAACAUAAGAUUGACCGAUGGAUGAAGAGUCAUAAGGUCCCUCAAGAUCUCUUGUAUGCUCCUAGUCCCGUGGCAUUAUCGGUACAAACAAACGGACGAAGAGCGUCUGCGAGAAGAAAUGUCUAA
This is a messenger RNA of Fusarium vanettenii 77-13-4, 711 nucleotides long. RefSeq lists its product as uncharacterized. The transcript has 3 exons. The coding region runs from base 1 to 711 and encodes 236 amino acids. NCBI's taxonomy places the organism in Eukaryota, Fungi, Ascomycota, Sordariomycetes, Hypocreales, Nectriaceae. The record is from RefSeq and is a predicted model, not a curated record.